Messenger RNA from Oikopleura dioica, 3372 nucleotides. NCBI's taxonomy places the organism in Eukaryota, Metazoa, Chordata, Appendicularia, Copelata, Oikopleuridae. The record is from the annotation of a GenBank genome assembly.
AUGGAGUUUGAACCAGAAAACAAAGAGGGUGCUCAUUUCGCAGAUUUCGAGCAAAUCGUCGAAAACAUAAUUCAGUGGCUGUGGCUCAAGGUUGACAAUGAAAAUGAAGAAGUCAGUCGCGCUGCUUUCCAGACGCUUGGCAGUAUAAAAAUCACCUAUUUUAAUACAGACGUAAUUCCGACAGACAUUUUGGAAUCGGUCAACAAUCCCGUUGUUUUUAAUCAGAAAUCAAGCGCCGAUGUUCUCAACCACAAUGUUUUCAAUAUCUUGCUCGAUUACGAAGGCGGCGAAUUGUUUCUUUCAGAAGUUCUAAAAAGCGAGAUAUCUACCCUACCUAGAAAUACUGCGCACAAUGCCCUUCGAAGACAAAGACAGAGUCGUCAAAAUAUUGAAGAAACUGAAAGGACGAAUAAAUUAUUCGAAUUUAUCCAGCUAAAUUUGUCCAGUCGUAGUACAUCUCCUGAAAUACGCUCAAGAAUGUGUUUUGCAGAGCUUUGUUGCCCUAAAUAUGAACAGCCGCAGCUUGUCAAGAGGCUGCGCGCCCUUUUGACUGAUACACCAUUUGAGCCGGGAAACCCUCGAUAUCUCUUCAUGCUAAAGAAUGCUUGGUCUGCGUAUAUAAAAAUUCGCUUCGAAGAUGUGUCGGAGCGAUUUACGGCCAAAGAAGCGUGGAAUUUGAUAUAUGCAGAGCUAAAUAACGCGUCACGGGGCUCUCCAAGUUCUCAAGUUCAUUCUAUUUUCGGACUUUCCGGACUGAUACUCGCGUUGUGGAUGUAUCGACGAGUUCAUGACGUUAGUGAAGACGUUCAAACAUAUCUAGAGUCAGCGAUUGAAACCCUCGCUGCAAUUUCAAUGCCUGAUCGUGAUGAUGCCGAGCGGCGGUACCGACUACUUGACUGGUCGCACUACAAAGCAGACUCACAAACAGGAAGGAUAACAACAAGCCAGUCGGGACAGGACGCUUCCCACUUCAUCAUGGGGGAUAUUUUACCUGUUAUUUUGGAGUUGAAUUACACCAGUCUCGCGGAAGAGUACAGCUCGCGGUUGAAGGCAGUUUGGAGAAACACAGAAGACAAAGAUCCAUUUGAAAUGAUUGCUCUUGGUGCUAAUGCCGUAAAAUUUGGAAUCAUAGAUAAGCAGCUCAAAGAUUUGGCUGCUAGUGAAAUAGAAAAGACAGAUGUUGAUCUCAAUAGAAGCGAGAUUAUGAGAGUUGAAGGAAUUGUUGGCGCUCUGACUGUUACAACCGCGUAUGAAGAAAAGUUGAAUGCGAACAAACUCGUCAGACAUCGGAAAAUGUUUUACCGUUAUGGAUUUGGUUCACACGCGCCGGCAGAAAAUGCUGAUCCAUACAGACUAGGAUCAUUAUCAUGUUUGGAUGCGGACACACACAAGGCUAUUCUUGAUGAUAAUGGACAAACGUUCAAAGGACGCCUAGGAUCAUUAUCAUAUUUUGCUGGCGUUCUCCAUUCAAACAGACAUCCGGAACGAGCCAAACGGGAUGCCUUUGCUGUUCUGUCUCGAUUUUGCUCUAACAUGGAGGAGCAUCCUGAAAUUAUUCUUUCCAUCGCGGCAAUUGACUUCCUCGGCGAGUACCUUCUCCUUGGGUCGGAAGGACAUAGCAGUGGUGCACAUGAGCUCCCACAGAGCUAUCAAUACCUUGACGAGCAUCUCAUGCUUCCGACAAUUUUCUCGCAAUUGAAACCUUCGACGGAGCGGCAAAGGCUUUUGAAACUUCUCAGAUGCAUUCAAAUCAAACUAAAGUUUCCGCCGAUCGAUUUCUUCCGAAUUUUCAUGCCGAUAUUAGAUGCACAUUCUGCUGAUUUUGAAAUCGUCGAAUUGAUCCUCAAUUUUUUCCUCAACCAGAUUUCAUUUUCUCCGGAAAUAUUGAAGAUUCUGAUCACGUAUCUCCUUACCAAUGUCCAACGCAAGCAACAUCUGGCUUUUACUCUACUAAAUUGGGAAGAACUUGCACCUCAUCUGCUGAGAGUUCUUGAUUCAAUGCCUGAAGCGCUGAACAUUUGUUCCUACUUGGUGAAGAGAGCUCCAACGAGAGUUUGCUCGUUUGACUAUUUAUGGCGAUUUCUGAGUUUCCAACAGAUCUGCCAGUUUCUGCCGUCAGUCCUCAAAAUGCUAGACUGCUAUAAUCAUCAUGGCUCAAUGAACAUAUGGUGGGAGCUCGGAAAAUGCCUUAACUUUAUGAAUUCUCUGAAGACGAGAGGUAGCGAUGACUUUCUAAAAACUGUGUCUUUCUCGGCGUCUACUGGCGAGUUAAUCAAGAUUUCCACCACAUUGACGCAAGAAGUUAUCCACUACAAAGACCUUCACAAGUCUGUAACUCCUCUCAUUCUACGAGCAAAAAAGCGUAGAAUCUACCCAACUCUUUUCGAGUUUCUGACAAGGGCUAAAAUCUCAGAGGUUUUAGCAAUUGAAUGGAUGCCUGACGUUCUUCAAAUUCUCAAAGAACAUCCAUCUUCAGAAGAAGCGUUGGAAGUCUAUCAGUUUCUCGCACAAAGGGCUUCCGGCAAGCCAUAUGUGUUUAUCAAUAAGAACACGGACCUAAAGACCAUGUGUUCUGCAAGAGCAAAUCUUCAAGCACAGCUGGGAAAAAUACCUGAAGGCAUCGAAGAGAAUCUGCGAAAUUGCGUUCUUGAAGGUUUUGGUAGGAAAAAAGCGAUUCAAGAUGCGAGAGCGGAAUUAUCCUUGUUGUACAAAAGCUUAGUAGACGAGCUAGACCCUGACUAUGCAGCUUAUGUCGCCAAAGGAAUAGUAGAGCUCGACUUGGGACAAAGCGAAUACAAAUCCGCUGCAAUCUGGGAGAAAAAGAUUGCUUUUGAUCUUCUAAACAAGGGUCUCGCCGACGAUGCAGAGAAAUUACAAGUGACUGAUUUGCUACAAAAAUCUGCACAGCAUCACCAAAAAGCAAAUUGCGAGCAACUUGCCGCUGCUAUCUAUCUUGAUGCUGCUGAAAAGCUAGCGGAAUCGUCCGCCGCGCCAUAUUACGACCAAGCAAUUGAGGAGCCGCAAAUACGCGAAAAUAAUCAAAUUCAACUUCGAUCGUUUAUUGAAAAGGCCGCCAAUUUACGAAAUGACGACACCAGCGCUCUUUUGCUGGUAAAAGCUGGCUGCUUCGUCCGACACUUUCCCGAACACGCCAAGAAAUUUUUUCAGCGCGCGAAGAGAAUCUCGAACAAGUCUGUCGACGUGAAAAUAGCGAUGACGAUGUUAGACUUACACGUCGGGGAAACCUCACUUCCGGAACGUCUUCUUGAUGGAAAUGACGAGAUGUCGGAAGUUGAUGAUUUGAUAGAAUCCAUACAGAUAUGGAGUGGGGAUGAUGCAUACUUAGAUGAGAAUAUGUUCUCUACAUAUUAA